Messenger RNA from Porites evermanni, 1815 nucleotides. NCBI's taxonomy places the organism in Eukaryota, Metazoa, Cnidaria, Anthozoa, Scleractinia, Poritidae. The record is from the annotation of a GenBank genome assembly.
UAUUUUCAGUGCAUAGCCAUUGAGGACAUUAAUCCACAAGCCCCAGUUCAUUUCCUGGUUAUACCAAAGAAAGAAAUAAGAAAGAUAACUGAUGCUAUAGAUGAGGAUGAACAAGUAUGUUUACCAUCUUGUUUCUUUUUAACUACCCUUGAUUUUUAUAUGACAGCACUGCUCUGUUAAAAAUUAAGGAUAUUGCUAUUACAGUACUGCAAGUUAAAUUUUUGGACAAUUUCCGAGCCAGUGAGCCAUACGAACUUUGGGGGAAAAUAGAGUUUUAGGCAAUUGUAAAUGCAUGAAAAAUGUUUCCUGCUUAGUUCGCGAGGUUUUGCUGAUGGAAUAUUUGCAGAAUUAUGCAGUAUUGAUCGACUUUUACUGAUAAGGGUUAAGUGCUCAUUUCACUGACUUAAAGACUCACUUUACGAAUUAGGUUUAAGUGAUGUUUUGGGUUAAAAUUUUUUUUACGAAUUAGGGUUAAGUGCUUUUUGUCAUUAAACACUCAUUUACUACGGUUAGCUUUUGGUUAUUUUUUUUUUGUAUUACCGCUUUUUCUAUUUUUUUCUAUUUUUCUUUCGCAUGGCUCGUUGGCUCACACUGUGUCCUAACUCAAUUUAUUGGAUGUAUCAAUUAUUUAAUAUCCUCGGAGAGUUGUUACCCCAAUUAGGAAAAGGUGCCAUGGGCACCCUUCAUCCAUUAGCCCAUUAGUAUAGAGUCAAACCUUAAAAAAAGUUGACACCCAUGAGACCAGACUAAUAGUGCUUGGUUUCCCUGUGAGGGUAUCGUACGUCGAACUAUUGACUAAAAACCUACCCCUACUCUGGCCCCUUUAUAGCUUCAUCUGGGAGGGGUUACUUCCUAGAAGUAGGCUAAUGCGUAUGUGUCAUUGGAUGGGGUCACAUUUUCAUGGCUGGAUUGACUAUUAUGAGGUUGCAUUUUUUAUAAGAGUUACUAGAAUGGAGUUGCCCAUAUUCAGGCUUUUGGGUGUCAGAAAAUUCAGAUCUGUAGGGAUUUAAAAAUAGAAAGAUUUGCACCACAUUAAGUUUUCACAAAUGUGUCAGUUCAUUUCAGGGUGACUAAGUUAAAAGGCUUUGUAAGGUGGCUAAGUUGGGAUUGCAAGAAUACUUUUUUCCCAAAGUGACAAAGAAUUAAUUUAUAAUAUGGCCACAGAAUAAACUAUAAUGGGGUAGGGGUUCUGAGAUGCCAGUGGCACAUACCCGGCAAAAAUUAACUCAAGUACCCCCCUCCCCUCCCUGGGAGUUUCAUAGACAUAAUAGACCUCCCUAUGGACAGCUGUGAUACCUGCACUCUGCCCAAAGAUUUGAGACUUCGUAAGGAAAAGUGGAAUCACAGAUCAGGCUAGAAAUGGGGAGUUCUGGAUCCUGUUAACCUGUUCUCUCACUUUCAACUCCUUUUUGCACCCAGUCGCUUUGAGAGAGAAAUCCUUAUAAUGAAAAAGUAUCAGGGCUGUCAUAAAUUUUUAGAGCAGCCGUAGCAAAUGAAGAUUCACCUGUAACAUCUCCCCAGAACUUCAUAGUGUCACCUAGCUUCCACUUCGAUCACCUGUAAAAUGAAGUGAGCUCAGCUGUAAAAGGUGUUGUGGGUUAUGGCCCUUAAUGACAGCUUUGUGAAUGACUAUGUUUUUUUUUUCAGCUUCUUGGUCACUGCAUGAUUGUUGCAAAGAAAGUAGCAGCCCAGAAGGGUAUUGACCAGGAAGGGUAUCGUGUGGUAAUCAAUAAUGGUCAACAUGGCUGUCAGUCUGUCUAUCACAUCCAUUUACACGUUUUAGGAGGGCGAAAGCUCAAGUUCCCUCCAGGAUGA